UGGUUCACUGCAGGGGCUCAGUAAGAAAGCCGAUGGGGGACCGUGCGGGGAUCGUGGUGGCUGCCUGGCUGCAGCUGCUGCUCGCUCUACCGAUGCUCACACCGGCGCAGCAAGUCACAGUGUCCUCCAGGAAGGAAGCUCUCAACGCCAAUGGGAACUGCAUGUCUAAAAUCCUCUACAACAUUAACGGCACCAGCAACAUGAAUUACUGGUGUGUGACCAUGCCCCAGAUGUGUUGCUACUGCAGGGCCGGGUUUUUUUGGACCAAGGCGGUUUGUCGACAGGUGGGAGCCUGCGACUCUUGGACUGACGCGUCCUCGUCCUCCUGCACGUGCAUCUUUGGGAUACCGCCGGCAGAGAUUGAGUGCAUGCCCAAGCGAAAUCCCCGGCCACUGUGGACCACCGCCAACCUCACUGACACCACUUGGGUCAUGAACAAAGCAAUAACAACCGUCAGGUCAACUCAAGCAAGCAGUUCCCUCAAUCUCCAAGACCUCAAGACAUUCCAUAUGACACUGACAGUAGAAGAAGUCUUCAACUCUGCGUUGAAUGACCCCAACUCGAUGGCCCACAAGAGCAUGUCGGACAAACUCCUACCCAGUCUAUCCAGAUCCUAUCAGAAUAUUGGAUCCCGUUUCGUUAAAGCUGCGAUCACAAACUUUGAGUCUGGCAGUGUCCUGGCAUUCGUGGAGGUCAGUGGCUACAAUCUCACCGCCACGGAGGUCAUCACCAUGACCUCCGUUGCCAUCGAUGCUCUGAUUGCGUCUGCAAUACGAGUCAGCCGAUCCUUCAACGUCAACGGUACGGCCACUGACGGUACCACUGAGAGGCUUAAAUACAUCUUCAAUCAAUCCAAGGAAUUGCAGAACGAGUCAAAAGAAACGGUGCAGAAGGCCGUGCCCAUCCUGCUGUGGGAGCUCACCGCUCAGACCAGCAGCGCACAGCUCACUCCGUACAGAGUUCACGCUGCCAGCGCUGCUCUGGGGCAGAUUGCUCUGGCGGCCAAGGACAAGAGGAUCACCUUCCAGCACCAGGUGGCCGCGGACUUUCUGGAAACGUCGAGCAAUCUCCUGAAUAGAAGCAACGCGCACUUGUGGAGGACACUCCAGGAGAGGAACAAGUCGAACAGCGCGGAUCUCCUCAAGAGCAUCGAGAUCUUCAUGUCGAGGAUUAACACCACCAGUGGAUUGGGCAUGGCCACACGUGGCAACGACGAAUGGACCUUCAACAUCACGAGUGCCAACAUCCUGCUGGAGGGCACGGUCUAUGGAAACAGCACCCAGGGCGCCUACUCCAAGACGUUUUUGAAUGCCGCCGAUGCAACGUCCGUGACGAUCGAUAGCCAGCAACUUUCGAAUGUCGUCAAUGGCGACUUAUACAUCGUCAACAUCCUCUUCACGACCCUGGCAGGAAUCCUGCCGCUUCGACUCGCCCCAGAGCUGAGCGACGGGAGCGGUGCGAAUGGCGUGAACUACGCAGUCGGAAGCUACGUCCUCAGCACCAUUGUGAACUGUGCGAAGAGUGGUGCAUGUGUCACGGACAUUAGGUUCCACUUCCCAGUCACGGAACCCAAAGUUGCCCAAAGUAACAACUUUAAAUGCACCUUCUGGGACACACAGUUUAACAAUGGGCGGGGCGGCUGGUCCGACUUCGGCUGCCAGCUGACAUCAUCCCCCCCGGCUCCCACUAUCGGCGCCGGGGGCACGCCCCUUGUGGACGGACGCUUCGUCUCCUGCCGGUGCAACCACACCACCUCCUUCUCCAUCCUCGUCUCUCGCGACACCAUCGACGACCCCACCCUGUCAGCCAUUUCCGGCGCUGGCAUCGCAGUGUCAAUCGCCUCCCUGCUGGCCGCCCUUGCUGUGGAGGCGGCCACCUGGCGCUCGGCGGGCCGCCACAAGAACUCGCGCGUGCGCCACCUCGUCCUCGUCAACUUGUGCUGCUCGCUCCUUUUCGCCAACGUGUGGUUCGUGGCCGCCGCGUCCCCGGCUGCCAUCAGCAACCCAGCGCUGUGCGCCACCAUCGCCUUCCUGGUGCACCUCGGCUACCUGUCGCUUUUCUUCUGGAUGCUCUGCGAGGGCCUCUUCCUCCUCUACCUCGUCGUCAUCAUCUACGACCGCAUGACAGAGCGCCAAAUCUGGGCGCUCGCCUUCGCCCUGGGCUAUGGCCUGCCGGCCGCGAUUGCCGUCAUCACGAUCGUGGUGACUCACCCACGGGGGGCGUACUUGCGCGGGGGCGCCUGCUGGCUCGACUGGAAGCGCAGCCGGGCACUGCUUGCCUUCGUCGUGCCAGCGUUCGUUAUCUGCUGCGUGAACCUCGCGGUCCUCGCCAUGGUGGUCAAGAAGGUGGCGUGCCGUAGUGGCGCCGCCAUGGGGGCGGCCAUGUCGGGUAAGCCGGCGGUGAGGGUGAAGCAGGUGGUGCGCAGCGUAGCCGUGCUCACUCCGCUGCUCGGAGUGACAUGGGGCCUCGGGAUCUUUGCGUUCAGCGCCGGGGGCAGAGGCAGCCUCGCCCUACACUACCUGUUUGCCAUCCUCAACUCGCUGCAGGGUCUCUUCAUCUUGCUGUUUGACUGCCUCUUCGACAAAGAGAUCCAAAAGGAGCUGAGGAAGAAGCUUGGACUAUGCAAAGACGAGCCGGUGAUCAGCAGCAGCGGGCUGGUUGGAAUUGGAGUGGUUCAACAACAGUCUCACUCUACUGAUAGCACAGACCAGGAGAUGAAGAGAGUUGCCUGGAAGCAACCAUCCACAAAGUGCUCCGUCAAGGUCACGGACUUCUCUUCCUCCGAUUGACACAUCCUGACCAGCGACGUGUGAGCGGCCAGAGAGGUAGAGAUGGUGGCGGCGAUGAGGGUAAAAUCGGGAGGAAUACGGUGAUCACUGAACCAUCAUGAUUGUCAUCAACAGCCAGGAGCAAUCGACUGCUGGAUGAAAGUACGAAUAGGAAGGCCUUCCAAUGCGAUAAUCCGCCCAGUACCUCUGCACGUGAUUUAAUCCUCCUUCCCCCACCUCCUCCUCCCACCUUCCCAAUUCUCCACUCACCUCCCCCUUCCUUCGCCUCCUAACCCUUCCUCCCCCCUCUUCCUCAUGCCAUCUCCUCCUCCCUCGUCCUCAGUCUUCAUUGUCGUGUCUCCUGUCCAACCUAUAACGGUCUUUCCCCAAUAUUCCCCACAGGCCACUGCUUCUGGUGUUUGCAUUCUCCAAAUCUUGGGCACUGCAUUGUGGUUUCUGCAGGGCAUCUCAGGGGAUGAUCCAUGGUUUGCUCUAUCCUGGCAAGCAUAUUGGUUGGUUUUGAUUUCACGAGGGAGUUACAUCUGCCGAAACCCACUCUCAUAGAAGAGCAGUGAUGGCACUGCUGCUGCUACUGCUGUUACUGCUGCUGUGUCUGCAGUGGUUUGAUGUUUCGGGAAACGACCCUUUUUUAAUAGUCGCAGACACAGGUCACUCGCACACACUUGCUCACUCACUCUGUCACUGACCCAAACACUUACUAAGUGACUAACUUGGUCACUCAUACACCCACUGAUUCACUCGGUUCACUCUGACACUCACCCACUGGUUCACUUACUCACUCACACACU
Messenger RNA from Petromyzon marinus (sea lamprey), 3577 nucleotides. Its product is annotated as adhesion G protein-coupled receptor F5-like. Gene Ontology annotation, cellular component: membrane. Gene Ontology annotation, molecular function: G protein-coupled receptor activity. Lineage: Eukaryota; Metazoa; Chordata; Hyperoartia; Petromyzontiformes; Petromyzontidae. Gene Ontology annotation, biological process: adenylate cyclase-activating G protein-coupled receptor signaling pathway; cell surface receptor signaling pathway. The record is from RefSeq and is a predicted model, not a curated record.